Tetrahymena thermophila SB210 is the source of this 3471-nucleotide messenger RNA. RefSeq names its product zinc finger transcription factor sma protein, putative. The record is from RefSeq and is a predicted model, not a curated record. The transcript has 9 exons. NCBI's taxonomy places the organism in Eukaryota, Ciliophora, Oligohymenophorea, Hymenostomatida, Tetrahymenidae. Gene Ontology annotation, cellular component: cytoplasm.
AUGUCUUUAUAAAACCCUGAUCAGGAUACUUUGAAAUAAGCGGAGUUUAGACAAAGCCCUACCCUAGUAUAGAAUGACUAAAGUAAUUUUAAAAGGCAGUGCUCUCCUAGUUCAGGUUAAUUUGAAGAAAGUGUGGUAAAGGAGCAAAAAUAGCAAGUUUAGACUUCUACGAUUAGAAACAGCUAAAGUCCAAAUAGAAAGUAAUCAUAAGAAAAAAGCAAGAGCAAUUCUAGAAAGCAGUCAAUAGAAGAUAAUAAUAAUAAUAAUCAUGAUGUAUAAGUUGAUAAAGUAUUAGAGAACUAGGAUGAAGAAGUAGAGGAUGAUUAUGAAGAGGAAGAUGCUGUUGAAGAAGAUGAUCGAAACACACUCCAAAAAAGCAUUCAUAAUCCUGAAUUUUUGAAAUAGCAAUAAAAAAAAUCUGAUGCGUUUUAUGCAUAACUACAAAAAAAAUACGAAGAAUAAAAAUAGUUGAUGGAAACAGGAUUAGACUAGAAAUAGUAAGAAACAGAGAAAUAAAAUUAGAAUUCUACUCAAUAGCUAUAUGCAGAUAAUUCUGAAGAAAGUAAGCAUAAUUAGCAAAGCAUCCUUAUUUAGGCAAAUUCGUAGCUCUUAGAUGGAAGGAAUAUUGUCAGUUCCGUGGGAAUGAGCAAUAUCAACUAGCCACUGCAAGAUUCAAGUAAAUGGGAAUGGAUGACUUGCAAUUUUUUGAUUAAGCAAAUCUAGGCUGAAAGCACAAUAGUCUGGUCUCUCCAACCAACUGUCACUUUUGGUAAUCCCAGGAAUGAUCAAAAUAUUCAGGUACCAAAAAUGAGUUUGAUAAUGGAAAGAAAUUUCACUUAUGAUAGUGAACUUGGAUGGAACUGGCAUAAAAGUUGGAUUUUACCAACUAUUUGCCUGAAGUUGGAAAUUAUAGAUCCAGAAACUAAAGAAGUAUUCAGUCCUCCUAAAAACACAUAUGCCUAAAUUUACGCUGUCAAGGCAAAUACUAAAGAAAUUUCUAAAUUUCAUAUAAUAGAUGUUGGUUUAAAAGGAACAGAUAGACUACCUUUAGAAAAUGGCACUGUGACUUUUCAGGCUUUGAAAUUUACUUCUACCUCUUAUAACAACGAAGGUAGUAAAUUCAACUUAGUAGUUGCUAUAAUCGUAUAAAAUGAUAAUGAUCCUCACCCAAAGGUUAUUGAAGCUAUGAUAUCUCCUCCUGUUUUUGUUGAUUCUCGUAAGAGUGCAAGAGAAACUCAAAUUAUUAAGCAUGUAAAACUGUCAAGUUUCUAUGAUUUAUUUACGCCAGACAACUUCUAAAAGCAUUUGAUAAAGAGGAAGAAAAAAGAAAAUGAGCCAAGCCAAGAAGAAAUCUAAAAUGAUAUUGGAGGUUUUACUGGAUAUUUUACUGCUCCUAAUAUCAGAAAUAAAGUUAAACACCCAUUUUUCUUGGCAUAUAAAUUUUCUAAUUGCAUGCAACUAUAUUAUAAUAGUGAUGAAUUUAAAGGAAAUCUAAAUUAUGAAAAAUUUGUAGAAAGAGUUGUUGAAAGUCUUUUAGAAAAGGGUAGAAUUCACUGCUCAUAAAAUGGAAAAUCAAAGAAAGUAGUAAAUGGGAUAGAUAAAAUUAAUUAGCAAGCACUCAUGACAAUUGUAUUGACUACUUAAAAGUAAAAUAUAUUCUUCAUGAAUAAAAAAAUAGCAGAACUGCUUGGACCAGUUGAUAAUAGUGUUGUCAAUAUCAUAUUUGACAAGAGUUACUUGCCUGAAAAAUAUGUUUUGAUUCCAAAUAUCGAAAAAAUUCGUAAAGCAUAUGAAGAUAUUUAUCAAAAAAUACUAAAGAAACAACCACUAACUAAGAGAUCUCCAAGUGAAGAAGACAUGAAUUAUGCCAAACACGAAGAUAUCACUUACAAAAAAUUGAAAAUUGAUGAAGAUGACAAAAUGAACUCCGACGAAAGUAGUCCUUAACCACCUCAAAUUACCUAAGCUUAAAAAUUAUAGUUUUAAAUGAAUUCUAAACCACCUGAUGUUGUUCCAAAGCUUUAAGCCUAUAUUGCUCCUCAGACAAAAUUAUAACAAGCCUCUCCAUAAGUUAAAGAAGAAAAGUCAGCUAAAUAACCAAAAUAAGUAAAUGUAGCAACUCCUGCUUUAUAAGAACAAUCUGCAAUCCCAUAAGUGAAAGUUUAAUCAAGUCCUGGAAAAAACAAUAUAAUUUUACAAUAACAAUAGUAAAAUCAGUAAUAAGUUUUAUUAUAAUAGCAAUUUGAUUAGAAUAAUUUAUAGCAACAGCAAUAGUAAGCUUAAUAAAAAAUAUUAAUUGCAGGAAAUAGCUUAGCAGCGAAUCAAUAGCAAGUUCCCUAAUAAAUUUUACCUAUGCAUUAAUAGUUAGUUGGAAAUUAAAUAAAUGGGCUGAUGUAGUAACAGUAACUAUAAUAACCAAUUCAGUAAAACUAGUAAUUAAGCUAAGUUUAGCAAUAGUAAUAGUAAUAAUAACAACAACAAAUAAUUCAAUAAAAUAUGAUGAUCUAAUAGCAUUAAUAGCAAUAGCCAUAGCAACAGCAUUAAAAUCUAUCUCAAUAACUUUUGUUAGUGUAAGAUCCUUAGGCUUUUAAUCUAAUCUAAUUGUAAAUGUUAUAGCAAUAAGCUCAACCUUAAUAAAACCAAUAAUUAAUAGGGUAAAUAGGAAAUUAAGCAUAUACAAUUCCUUCAACUGCAGAUAUUAACCAAAUAUAACUAAAUUAAUUACUGCAGUAAUAACAAAAUUAAAAUUUGCAAAUGCUUAAUAAUUAAAUAAAUUAAAAUGCAUAAAACUUGAUUCAACUACAAAACCAACCAGGCAGUUAAAUACAAGUAAUCAAUGGAUAAAUAAUACCAAAAUAAAUGGAAGUAUAAAUGGGUUAGUUUGCACUUCAAAACUAAUAAGGAAUCGGGUAAAUAAAUGCAAAUUAAAAUAUUUUUGUAGGAUAAUAAAUGAACUAAAAAUAACAAUAGAACUUAAUUCAAUAGUAGCAUCAACAAUAAUAAGCUAGACUAAUCUAGCAAUAAUAGCAAUAGCCCUUCAUGACUCAGUAGCUAGUAUAUAAUAGUUAAGGUAUUUUAGACCCUAAUUAUUAGCUUUAAUUAGCCAACUAACAAAUUUAAUCAGCUAAUUAAUAAAUUCAGUAAAUAUAAGGCAUCAAAACCAUAAAUCAAAAUGAUAAUGCACUCUUGUUGCAGCAGCUUGGCAUGUAGCAACAGCCUCAAACACAAUAACAAGCUAAUGGUAUAAAUCAGAUAUUUUAGUAACAGGCUUAGCCAAAUCGUUAAAUUCAACAACCUCAAUUUAACCCAGCAUAGUAACAGUAAUAAUAGCAGUACUAAAUGUUUAAUAACAUGAUAUUAAAUCCUAAUGACCCUUCAUCUUUCAAAUAAAUUAAUGGAAAUAUUUAAGAUUUUAUAAAUAACACUCAACUUUAGCAGAUUAUGGGUGGUAAAAAUACUAAAAUAGAAUGA